Vollenhovia emeryi is the source of this 1128-nucleotide messenger RNA. RefSeq names its product dehydrodolichyl diphosphate syntase complex subunit NUS1 (gene Tango14). Gene Ontology annotation, cellular component: endoplasmic reticulum membrane; dehydrodolichyl diphosphate synthase complex. The record is from RefSeq and is a predicted model, not a curated record. Gene Ontology annotation, molecular function: ditrans,polycis-polyprenyl diphosphate synthase [(2E,6E)-farnesyl diphosphate specific] activity. The transcript has 4 exons. Lineage: Eukaryota; Metazoa; Arthropoda; Insecta; Hymenoptera; Formicidae. The coding region runs from base 259 to 1053 and encodes 264 amino acids.
CGUCACUCUUGUUGACCUUUAAAUAAAAAACAGAAGAAGUUGUAUGUAUUUCCCACGUGAGGUGGUGUAGGAAGCUCGAGCUGUGCAGCUAGUGAGGUUCGCGGACUUUACGAGCGUUCGACUUAUAAGCUGAUUCAUGUGUGCGUGUGGUUGACACGUAACGCUGGCUGAGAGGCUGGUGGUGGACACGCGGAUUUCGAGGCCUUCCAGUCCAGGCAGCUUAAAAGACUUGUCGCGUGCUGUCGCGCUGCUCAGUCGAUGCCACACACCCUAUUAUGUUGUAUAGACACGCAGUCGCACGCCAGCAGUAUGAGUGCUUUUCUACAUAUGAUGUUAGUGCUCGCACACCUUUUACAUAGCCUGUACAUCGCAAUCCGCUAUGCGUGCGACGCAGCAUACGGGCGGUGUGCGGAGUACUGGCGCGCGGGCACCACGGCGGAGCUCAUUCGCACGCUAACUAAAAUGAAGAGGAUACCCAGACACCUGGUGAUCGUGUCCGGACUGGGCGAUGAGUCCGUCCUGGACUGCGUGCGUAUAAUUACAUGGAGCACUAUACUUGAUAUACCUUACAUCAGCUUCUUUGACCGUAAUGGUUUCUUUAAGAAAAAUGAAAUCAAUCUCAAAGAAGAACUUGCAAAACAGCGGCCUGACCUAGUAGAGUGUAUUAUUUGGAAUUCACCUGAAAAGGCACCUAGUCAAAAUGGAAUAAUUGGAAACAAGUCUAAGAUCUGUGUAUCGUUACUGUCGAAUACAGAUGGCAAAGGGAAAAUGGGAACGUUGGCGCAGUCACUGGCAAAAGCCAUAUCUACGGGGAACCUUGACCCGGAAGACAUUACGGACCUACUAAUCUCCGAAAAGUUACAAAUAAAAGGAAUGCCCGAUCCCGAUCUCGCUUUAAUAUACGGUAACACUUAUUCCACACAUGGUGUUCUACCAUGGCACACAAGAACAACAGAAUUUUUAAUGUUGCCGCUGUACGUUAAUAUCUCAGUGAAAGACUUCACGUAUUUAUUAGAGAGAUAUAGCAAAUGUAAACAACGGCACGGUAAAUGAUAUGUAAUUAACUUUAUUUAUACAAGGGGUACUACGUAUCUGCGUAAGAGGAAAUAAAUGAUCUUAGAGAUCGAG